Cherax quadricarinatus is the source of this 5907-nucleotide messenger RNA. RefSeq lists its product as uncharacterized. The record is from RefSeq and is a predicted model, not a curated record. Gene Ontology annotation, molecular function: protein binding. NCBI's taxonomy places the organism in Eukaryota, Metazoa, Arthropoda, Malacostraca, Decapoda, Parastacidae.
GUAUGCAGCAUUAGUGUUACAUCUAAAUCACUGCCGUGUGCACUACCUGGAGAGUUUACCUGGAGAGACAGUGCAAUCUUUUAAUGAAACUGAUUACCUAGAAGCAGUUUUAGUAAACAUUAGUAGGUGAAGAAGUAGCGCCUUGCCCAGUCCAUCCUACAGCUUAACAUUGUGGAAAUUGUAUAACAGUGUGUAGUUACCCACUCUUUAAUUCACAAAUAUUUAUAGAAACACUGACAUAGUUGAGUGAGGAACUGGCUGCUGGAUAACUAUGGAAGAGAGGAAUGCAAAGUACGAUACACCUCCAGGUGUUCGUUACAGCAUAAUACAGUAUGGUCGGAAUGAAGACACCGUCACAGAAUCGAGGCACGAAAUGUGUAACAUACUACAAGUGAAGUAUGAAACAUUUUGUGGCAUUAUCAACAGAGACAGAAAAAACAACCCUAAUUUGCAGCCAAGCAAGGAGAAGGUGAAUGCAAACAAGCAGGGGAUGAAGCAGAGGAGACAAAAAGAACAGCAGCAACAUUACCAAGGGGCAGUUGCUGACGCAAACCAAGCAAGGGAACCAAAAAUAUAUGUUGUGUCUGAUGAUGAAACAGAAGGUAUCAACGAAGCGGACACCUUGUAUAAGAGAGGCAACUACCGGAAAGCUCUAGAUCGAUAUAACGAGUUGGUGAACAGCACUAAGUGCAAGGACAAAGAAUUACCCCACGUAUUCCUGAUGAUGGCCAAUGCUUACUUCAUUUCUGAUUUCGAAAAUGCAAAAACUUACUAUGACAGAGCCAUUGAAGAGGCUACGGAAACGGGAAACGAAUUAGUGAAGAGACUUGCUGAACAGAACAGAAACAAGGUUCAAAAUGCUGUACAGAACCUUGGAAAUAUAGCCCUUGCUGACGACAAGACCGAACUUGACAAGGUGAUGGCAUCACUGAACGACAGAGACAAAUAAUGGUCAAUUUACACUGCUGGCUGACCCACGAUUCUGUUGCUGUCACAAAUCCACUGAUACCCGGCCAGCAUACUAUCAAUUUUAAAUUCUAUUAAAUUCUUUAAAUAUUUAUUUCUUAAUACUUGGGCCGUCUCCCACCAAGACAGCGUGACCCGACAAAGAAGAAAACACUCUCAUUGUCACUUGUUCAAUGAUUGUCUUGCUAGGAGCAUGAUGACAUUACAGUUCAGAUAACCUUCCCAACAGUAACAUUUCCACUCCACCUUCACAACAUAAACACUGCAUUUUACACCUCCAGGACUCGAGCCUAACUAACCACUUUCAUGAAUUUCUUAAAAAAUAAUGUUAUAUUACUCACACUCCAACAACACUUCAAAUCACAAACUAUUUCUGUCUACUCACUUCUAAGAGGCCAACACAUACCUCUUACCUGGAGAGUUUACCUGGAGAGAGUUCCGGGGGUCAACGCCCCCGCGGCCCGGUCUGUGACCAGGCCUCCUGGUGGAUCAGAGCCUGAUCAACCAGGCUGUUACUGCUGGCUGCACACAAAUUUCACAGCAAUGAAAACCUCCUUUACCCCCUGCCUUCAGUCUUUCCUAGGAUGAUCCCUACCCCUCCAUCCCUGCCUUCAGUCUUCCCUAGGAUGAUCCCUACCCCUCCAUCCCUCCUUCCCUCCACCACAGAAUUAUACUCCCUCAUAUUGCUCCAUCCUCUCUAUAUACUGCUUCAACAACCCCUAAUUAUCCAUCUUAAUAAUUAUUUUGAUAACUCUACACUUAUUUCUAAUUACACUACUCAGAAUUAGCUGUAUAAUAUAAUAAAACCAAAUAAGUUAGAAUAUACAAUAUUUUCCAGCAUAUAAGACGCACGAGCCAAUAAGAUAUAUAAGAAUAUUUUACCAAGCAGUUGCAACAUAAUGUUAGUAAACAACUGCUGAAGUUUAACCCAGAGCCCUAAACUUGACCAUCACCUACACCUUAUAAGACGCAGGGGAAUAUUCCGAGACUUUUUGGGUGGAAAAAAGUACACCUUAUAUGCCGGUAAAUAUCUUAAAUGGCUUGUUUUUAAAUGAUAAAUCAAGUGGGAAAAAAUAUUUACUGAUAGAAGAGUAUUAUUAUUAUUAUAAUCAAGGGGGAAGCGCUAAACCCGGAGGAUUAUACAGCGCCUGGGGGGGGGGAUGUGGAAGGCAUUUGAUAGAAGAGUAAUAGACCUAGUUAGGCCAGUAUUUAGAAAGAUGAACUAAAAUAAAAAGUAUUUUAAAACAGCUUUGUUUCUGUGUAAAAUAGAGUAAAAAAAAAAUUUAGAAAUUUAAAAAAAAAAAAGGUAUGUGGACGUUUUGAAAAGAGAUGAAGCAGUAGAGGAAACAAAUACAAAAAUGUAAUGUAGUUGAUGGUAAGAAAAAUUGUGAGGAUGUUAUAAUAAAGGUCAGGAUGUUAUAAUAAAGGUCAGGAUGUUAUAAUAAAGGUCAGGAUGUUUUAAUAAAGGUCAGGAUGUUUUAAUAAAGGUCAGGAUGUUUUAAUAAAGGUCAGGAUGUUUUAAUAAAGGUCAGGAUGUUUUAAUAAAUGUCAGGAUAUUUUAAAAAAGGUCAGUUGUUUUAAUAAAGGUCAAGAUGUUUUAAUAAAGGUCAGGAUGUUUUAAAAAAGGUCAGUUGUUUUAAUAAAGGUCAAGAUGUUUUAAUAAAGGUCAGGAUGUUUUAAAAAAGGUCAAGAUGUUUUAAUAAAGGUCAGGAUGUUUUAAUAAAGGUCAGGAUGUUUUAAUAAAGGUCAGGAUGUUUUAAUAAAGGUCAGGAUGUUUUAAUAAAGGUCAGGAUGUUUUAAUAAAGAAUAAACUAUGCUAUCAUGAGAAAAAUUAAAGAAUUAAUUUGACAGAUUUACUGAUGUUGAUCAUGAUAGAUUUACUGAUGAAGUUGAUCAUGAUAGAUUUACUGAUGAAGGUGAUCAUGAUAGAUUUACUGAUGAAGUUGAUAAUAAACAAGGUAACUACUGAGUCGUCUUAUAUCAUCAUGUUUAUUGAAACUGUCUGAAAUUCAUUUUCAGGAGAUAUUCUUAGUGACAGAGAAAUUCCUUUUGAUCUUCUAUAUUAUUUUGUAUUUUAUAAGUACCAGGAGGAAAUAACUGUAUCAGUGGUAUAUAAUACUGACGUAAAGCAUUAGAUGGUUUGCCAUCCAGUGACUUUAUCAGUACAAUACAUGGACAUGAUCUGAAGAUUGUAGAAAUAUAUACAGAAGACUGGAUGACGAGGUAAUCAGUCCCUCAGCCUAGGAGCAGGUGGUGCUCCUUGGCCUAGGUUAGGUUAGGUUGGUUAGGCUAGGUUAGGUUAGGUUAGGUUGGUUAGGCUAGGUUAGAUUAAGUUAGGUUAGGUUAGGUUAGGUUAGAUUAGGUUGGGUAAGGUUUGUUAAGUAAAAGGACACAAAUACAACUAAUGUGACAUUUUAUUGAGGCAACGUUUCACUCUCCAGGAACUUUAUUAAGAUGUUACAAACAAUACAUGGACACAGUGAUCAAAGAACUUAAUUUCCGCAUACGCAAGUACCUUGAAUCAACAUUAAUCACUGUUUCUAACACAAUUAAACAAAACAAAGGCAGCUUCACCAUCUCUGAAGUCUUAGCAAGAAUCCUCCUGCAAACGGUAAACCCUGCCAUCACAUAGUCUCUCCUGUUAAUAUUACACAAGCACAUUACAGAGGAGGAACACUGUAACAGACCUUCUCAAAUCCAACCGUCAAUAUUUGUCUAACUUAUUUUCAUGCUACCCAAGUACAGUGGACCCCCGCAUAACGAUUACCUCCGAAUGCGACCAAUUAUGUAAGUGCAUUUGUACGUGUAUGUUUGGGGGUCUGAAAUGGACUAAUCUACUUCACAAUAUUUCUUAUGGGAACAAAUUCGGUCAGUACUGGCACCUGAACAUACUUCUGGAGUGAAAAAAUAUCGUUAACCGGGGGUCCACUGUAAUAGCUUUUAUAACCUUCUACCAAUGUGCAAGUUGAUUGUUCUACCAUAUUGUAUUACUACUACUACUACAACUAAUAUUAUUACUACUACUACUACUAGUAUUACACCUCACUCUGAGCCUAUAUAUAACCUCUGUGUCCAUAUAUUGUUUGUAACGGCUUGAUAAAGCUCCUGGAGAGCGAAACGUUGCCACAAUAAAAUGUCACAUUAGUUGCACUUGUGUCCUUUUACUUAACAUAUUGUCGGUAAUUCUACCAAUAUUAAUAGGUAAGGUUUUUCAGGAAACAGAACAACUGGUUCACGUCGAGAGUCUUAGUCAUAUGAUGACCCGCCACUAGAGCUUUUGGUCAUCUGACAGAGACCUUCCACUGCUGGGUGGAAUGGAACAAAAAAGUGUUCAUUAUAAUAUGAACAAGGGUGUAAAUCAUGGUGGCUUCCUCUAUUAUUUUGUUAGCUUUAUAUUGGAAAAGUAAAUAAAGAAAUAGUCCCGCUGUGGUUGAGGUGAAGAUUCCACUUUCUUGAAACAAAUAUUAUCACGUACGAGGAUGAUAUCCCUUUGAGGGUCCGUCUCGUAGUUCUACGACUUUGAAGCCAGGGUCACUCAGGCAAGCUUCAUUGUCACAGAUUGUAUUAAUUUGUCGAAAAUAAUUUGGAUGUAAUUAAGUCUUGAUAAUCUGAUUAGGUGUUUAUGAGCAGCCGAGGAAUGCAUUGUGGGAGAUUGUAGACAUGGACCUAAAUUCAUCAUAGGCUGGUAAACAUUAUGGGUUUAGUAUUUCAAGUUGCAUGACUGUAAUAGUGCAGUUGAUGGAUAAGACAUUUGUGCAAUGUUCAGGUAUCUUUAUUCUGGAAAUGUUUCACAAGUCAGUGGUUUCUUCAAUCCAGCCAGUGCAGAGAAAGGUGGAAGAUGAUGAAGGGGUUGAGGUAAUCAGUCCCUCAGCCUGGAGUUAAUGAAUUCAUUCAAUCAAUCUUGAUAACACUUUUAUCAAGAUAGACGGACUGAAUACAUCGACUGAAGUCUGGGGGACUGAUUACCUCGAAAUCUUUCUCAUCUUCUACCAUUCACCUCUAUACUGUACUGAGAAAGCCAAUUGUCAGCAAAAACGUUUUCACAAUAAAGAUACCCAAGUGCUGAAUAUAUUCCUCAAUAGUCAGAAAUUAAAAUGACUGAAAUAUUACUAACUGAUCAUAGAAAGAUGUUAUGGGGGGCACUGACCCCAAUGAAAAAUUGCAAGAUGUUAGAUAACAUUGGUCAGGAAACAGGACAAGUGUCUCCUGAUGCAGUUCUUAGUCUUAAGAUGACCCACCACUGGAGCUUUUGAUAUUUAAAAAAUUAUGGGAUGUAUCCUUAGAUUUUUAAAAAUUAAGUCGGAAGUGUCUAAGACUGUUGACAGAGCGAAGCAAAUUAUAGUUGAUAAUGGGAGCUUGACAGGAAAUUCAGUAACUCUGUCUUGGGACUUUAAAUGUUUCACACAUGUUAGUAGAUGACACAUCAUCAUAUAUCUUUUUUUACUACAAGUACAUGUACAUGGUAUACAGGCCUAGCUGACAUUAAUAGGUGAACAUGAUUACUGACAGUCUUUCAUUUAGAUAUUUGAAGCUUUUUGAAAGGUCAUCCCUAUUGGCAGGGUUGUCUAAUUUGGGAAGUAUGCUGUCCUUCAGUGUCUACGGUACCUCAUAAAAUACAAUAGCAUUUUUGUUCUAUUCUUUACUAGCAUUAUGUUAAUUCUGACUAAAAAUUUCAUGUAGAUCAUUUGUGGAAUAUAUUGUGAAUUAAAGGAAGAUAAAUAUUCCACCAAGAUCAUGUUCAAUGAAAUAAGCUUCUAUUUGCUCAGAAAGUCUCAUCUCACUCCAAAUCAUCAGUAAAAUGCAAAACCGGAAGUCUCACUAAAAUAAUUAUUUUUUCCUGUUAGGAAUAGUCUUAUUUUGUUACCAUCAGCCAAAUGGAGAAUUUAUUUGGUGCACUUCUGAAUAUAUAUUAUUACUAAAGUACAUACUCUUUUUGGCUCU